CUUGCCGUCGCGCAGGGCCUCCUUGAGCUUCUGCUUCUUCUCAAACGUCUGGCGCUCCUGGAUCUCGAGCGAUUUUUUGUACAGGUACUCGCGGCGCUGGCGGGCUUGUCUCCGAAGCAUUUUUAAAAUGGUUUAGUUGUGUGGAAUUGAAGGUGCUGGACAGAAAGGCGGGGAGAGGUUGUGUGUGUCCAGCAUUCGCCGAGAGAGAAAAAACUGGGCUAAAAUUUUGGCGGCGGUGAUCGCUCAAGGGAUCAAGGCGAAAACUAGCGCAAAAAAAGUCUACUGCCAGUUUCGGCAGCGCACCGGAGGCGCUCUCCUGUCUCUACUCGUUUCUACCACAACAGAAAAAGCUCCAUACACAUAAGCCUAUACUGCAAUGGUACAGAAAGUGUCGUCGCGCGGGUCGGGCGCCAAGAAGGGCGGGCAAAAGUACCAGAACACAUUUGCGUACUCGCACAACAAGGGCUCAAAGACAACAAAGAAGAUCCUGUCUCUGCCAGUGGACGGGCUGUGCCAGCACUGCACGGACAUGGUAGUCUGGCGCAAGCAGUACCGCAAGUACAAGCCGCUGACGGCGCCCAAGAAGUGCGUGUCGUGCGAACUAAAGAAGGUCAAAAAGGCCUACCAUGUAAUCUGUGACGACUGCGCGCAAAAAAAGGGCGUGUGUGCAAAGUGCCUCGAGAGCAACAGCAUUGUGGAUACGCACAACCCGAAGACCAGCGAGCAGGUGCUCAAGGAGGAGCAGGAUCUGGAGCGCAGGCUGGGGAAUAUGCGGGAGCGCGAGAGAAGGUCGUACAUGAGGAAGCUGGAGCGCGGGGAUAUCCAGGCAGAGGACGUGCCGGACAUGGGCGAGGAGGACAGCGACUUUGACUUUUCGGAUAGUGAGGAUGAGGAGGAUGAGGAGUAGUUUUUUUCUUGCGUUGCUGAAUGGACAAUCGAACCUGAAACCGGACCCGCGAGCAACAGGCUCCCUCUUGGAUCAAAGCCAAGAAAAAAGAAAAGGCGCCAGCAGGGACGAUGGCAUGGGGCGGCCAAUAUCAGGUCUUGCCCACGAGAAGCAAGCCAGUUCUGGUCUCG
Linderina pennispora is the source of this 1077-nucleotide messenger RNA. RefSeq lists its product as uncharacterized. The transcript has a single exon. The coding region runs from base 377 to 907 and encodes 176 amino acids. The record is from RefSeq and is a predicted model, not a curated record. NCBI's taxonomy places the organism in Eukaryota, Fungi, Kickxellomycota, Kickxellomycetes, Kickxellales, Kickxellaceae.